CACGCAGUCUGACGCUAACCUGACAGAAGGCAGGGAUGGCGACGCUCCUUCUUUUUGCGGCGGCUUUAGUCGCGUGGACGGGCUGUUCUACAGGUCAGCAAGAGUAUCUGGCCACUAUUGGCGAAUGGGACUUCCACAAAGUGCCCACUGUGGGCCCCAUGACUAACACUAACGUCCAGGCGGCUUGCGCGGCUGCGGGUAUGUGGAACCCCUGCUCGUACACCGGCCACGGCGCGUGCGGCCACGGCAGGACGGACUGCGUCUCGUUUGACGGCGGCAGCGCGAGCUGUCGUACCCUGAACGUGAUCUCAGACCUGCUCUGCGGAACUACUGAAGCCCACACCUGCAAACCGCUGGAUGACACCUUCGUGUACUCCCCCGGCUGGCAGAGUGACGACAGCGCCUUUGGUCUUGACUACGACACGGGCCACUGGGGUAUGACAGGGGCGGACUACACCGACAAGUACGCUCUGUGUGCAAGCCACCAAGAGCACCUGACAACCUGGGACGGAUGGGCCUUUUUUAAAAUCCGUGCUUUAGGCACGAUGUUGAACGCCAACAUCCAGGCGACAUGUGAGCGUGCGGGGAUGAGCUACCCCUGCUGGUACACAGGUCACGACCCGUGUGUGCAACAUUACUACUACAGCGACAACUGCAUCAAGUUCGACCACGCCGGAGGCAGCUGUGAGACUACCACAGCCCUCGCCGGCCAGCUGUGUAGGACCGCGACAGAUUAUUACUGUAUGGCCCUGAACUACACUUUCGUGUACUCUCCCAACCACGCCUACAGCCAGGGGAUAAGGUACGGCUCAUACAGCAAUUUGCGUGGGGACAGCUACAAGGAUAUGUACGCUCUCUGUGCAGCCCGGCAGUGCCAGAUCUCCCCAUGUGUGCACGGGACCUGUGUGCACGGGGUGAAGAACUACACCUGUCUGUGUGAUGUGGACUGGACCGGAGAACACUGUGAUGAAGUGAUUGACAGCUGUGCAAGCAAUCCGUGUUUAUCUGGAGGGACGUGCAUGGAUGAGGUGGGCGGCUACAGCUGUGUCUGUCAUCCUCACACGACGGGGAAGAAUUGUGAAACAGUGCUGCACAUCGACAAGUGCUACCGCUUCUCCAACGACAGCCUGACAUACCAGGAGGCCUCCGCUGUCUGUAACAGCAUAGGCGGGCACCUGGCCGACAUAAAGGACAGCGGUGACCAGCAGCUGCUCGCCAGCUACAUACAGGUGGGGCAUGACGUCAGCACCUGGAUCUCCGCCAGUACAAGCGUGUCUCCGUUCGGACUGUGUGACUGUACAGAUAACACUCCUCUGUCUGCGACGGCUCCCUGGAUGCAGAGAAGUACCAAGAUUGACGUGUGUGUGCUACUGGACAGCUCCGUGGGCUAUCUGGGAACCUACCAGUCAUGUAACGACCAACAUCAGUACGUCUGUGAAACAAACGUGACGUCAUGCCAGCCGGACGUGUGUCAGAACGGCGGAGUCUGCAGUUCGUGUUUUGACGGUUCCAGUGUCUUCUGCACCUGUCCUCAGGGCCACACGGGAACCUUCUGUGAAACAGCCGACCUGUGCGACCCGAACCCCUGUCCGUUUGACUGGACCUGUGUGGGCCAAACAGGUGGAUUUCACUGUGCAGUACCAUCUGCUGUGAGGGCCACCAAGUGCUGGCUUCUGCACCGCGUUCUCUUGCGGUCCCGGUUGGAACUGCAGGGAGGAUGGAACAGCUGGGUACUCCUGCAUCCGUGGCUGACGUACGACCACGCGUCAUCACAGAGUUCAAUCGGUUUCAUCUCCAACAAACGACUUCCUCCACAUAUCUUACCUUGAACUUGAACAGCUUGAAACCUGAAUACAAACCAUUGGGGUUAAAGCACUAUUCCAGUGGUGGAAGAAUAAAAGAAUAGAAAUCA
Molecule: messenger RNA, 1912 nt
Organism: Branchiostoma belcheri (Belcher's lancelet)
Lineage: Eukaryota; Metazoa; Chordata; Leptocardii; Amphioxiformes; Branchiostomatidae
Product: protein jagged-1-like
Exons: 10
Coding region: 36-1829 (597 amino acids)
Molecular function (GO): calcium ion binding
Source: RefSeq, a predicted model, not a curated record